ACUGCGAACGGAUCUGGUUUCUGCUGACAGGAGAAUAGGAAAAGUCUCUGAGAGAGAUGAACGUACAUCGCACGAAGCUACUGGGCGCCUCGGCGGGCGUCUUCCUGUUCGCCAUCAUCUACGGCUGGGUCAUCUUCCCCAAGAUACUCCGGUUCAUGAUAUCGAAGCAAGUGACCCUGAAGCCAGGCACGGACAUCAGGGAGCUAUGGUCCAACACCCCCUUUCCCCUGCACUUUUACAUCUACGUGUUCAACGUCACUAACCCCGAGGAGGUCACCGCAGGGGGCAAGCCGCGGCUCCAGGAAGUGGGUCCCUUUGUCUUCGAUGAGUGGAAGGACAAGUACGACCUGGAAGACGACGUCCUGGAGGACACGGUCAGCUUCACGAUGAGGAACACCUUCAUUUUCAACCGAAAGGAAACCCUGCCACUAACUGGCGAGGAGGAGCUCAUCAUCCCGCACCCCAUAAUGCAGCCCGGCGGCAUCAUGGUCCAGAGGGAAAAGGCUGCCAUGAUGGAGCUGGCGGCGAAGGGCCUCUCCAUUGUCUUUCCCGACGCCAAGGCCUUCAUAAAGGGCCGGUUUAUGGACAUCUUCUUCCGCGGCAUGGACAUCGACUGCUCCUCGGACGAGUUUUCCGCCAAGGCCUUGUGCUCCGUGUUCUACACGGGGGAGGUUAAGCAGGCCAAGCAGGUCAACCAGACCCACUUUCUCUUCUCGUUCCUGGGCCAGGCCAACCACUCGGAUGCCGGGCGCUUCACAGUCUGCCGUGGCGUGAAAAACAACAAGAAACUGGGAAUGGUGGUCAAGUUCGCCGACGAGCCGGAGCUCUCCAUCUGGCCGGAUGGCGGGGAGUGCAACAACUUCGUGGGCACCGACUCCACGGUCUUUCCGCCGGGCCUCAAGAAGGAGGAGGGGUUGUGGGCGUUCACGCCGGACCUCUGCCGCUCCCUGGGGGCCUUCUACCAGCGCAAGUCUUCGUACCACGGCAUGCCAUCCAUGAGGUACAGCCUCGACCUGGGCGAUGCCCGUGCGGACGAGAGCUUGCACUGCUUCUGCGACGACCCCGAGGACCUGGACACCUGCCCGCCCAAGGGCACCAUGAACCUGGCUCCGUGCGUCAACGGUCCUCUCAUCGCCUCCAUGCCGCACUUCUACAAUGCCGACCCCAAGCUCGUGGCUGACGUGGAGGGACUCAACCCGAACGAGAAGGAUCACGCCGUCUACAUCGACUUCGAGCUGAUGUCGGGCACGCCCUUCCAGGCGGCCAAGCGCUUGCAGUUCAACCUGGACAUGGAGCCGGUAGAGGGCAUCGAGGCCAUGAGGAACCUGCCGAAGCUCAUACUGCCCCUGUUCUGGGUGGAGGAAGGGGUGCACCUGAACAAGACCUUCACCAACAUGGUCAAAUACACUUUAUUCCUGGGCCUGAAGAUCAACUCCGGCCUGCGCUGGCUCCUGAUCAUGCUGUCCUUUGUGGGCCUGACGUCCGCCGGCUUUCUCUUCUACCAGAACUCCGACAGCCUGGACAUCACGCUGCCCCCCAAGAUCAUCAAGGAGACCAACAACAAGGUGGCCGACGCUAGCAAGCCCAACGAACCGCCUAACUUUGCGGCGAACAUCUCUAUUCCGGGCACCAACCCGCCCAACGCCAAGAGUGAAAAGCGAGAUCGCUACUAGAGAACUACUGGCAUCCAGAUCCCCCCACCGUAGUCUUAGUUCGAUGCACCUGUAAAGAGUCCAGCUCAGCGCUAAUAAAAUGAGACGGAAUUA
This is a messenger RNA of Drosophila bipectinata, 1766 nucleotides long. It is a transcript of the gene Snmp1, whose product is annotated as Sensory neuron membrane protein 1. Gene Ontology annotation, molecular function: scavenger receptor activity. Gene Ontology annotation, cellular component: membrane; cytoplasm. The record is from RefSeq and is a predicted model, not a curated record. NCBI's taxonomy places the organism in Eukaryota, Metazoa, Arthropoda, Insecta, Diptera, Drosophilidae.